Molecule: messenger RNA, 1110 nt
Organism: Erythranthe guttata (spotted monkey flower)
Lineage: Eukaryota; Viridiplantae; Streptophyta; Magnoliopsida; Lamiales; Phrymaceae
Source: RefSeq, a predicted model, not a curated record
AAAGAAACGAAUUCCUCAAGAAUAAUUGCCCCGCUUUUGGAACAGGUGACGGAGGUUUAGGGUUUGUUCAUCUACCCGCACCAUAUGGCUGAUUCUCCACGCAAACGGGUUGCACGAUCUCCCUCUCCAUGGGAGGAGAAUUCGAGGUCCAGGUCAAGGUCAAGGUCCCGGUCAAAAUCCAGAUCUCAUUCGAGAUCAUGGUCAAGACCAAGGGCUAGAUCGAGGUCGAGAUCUGGUUCAAGAGGUCGUGGCAGGACUGAUGCAGUUAAUCCAGGGAUUACACUUUAUGUGACUGGCCUAUCUACGAGGGCCACUGAAAGAGACCUUGAAGAUCAUUUCUCAAAGGAAGGAAAGGUGAAAUCAGUAUUCUUGGUUGUGGAACCACGAACACGUAUCUCUCGUGGUUUUGCUUUUGUAACAAUGGAGACAGUCGAGGAUGCGAAUCGAUGUAUCAAACACCUGAAUCAAUCAGUGCUGGAGGGCCGAUACAUAACAGUGGAGAGGUCGCGGAGGAAACGCGCGAGGACUCCAACUCCUGGUCAUUAUCUUGGGCUCAAAAGCACACGCGGUGAUAGUCGCGGUGAUAGUUAUCAUGGAGAACGAGGUAGGCAUCGUGGAGGAGGUUCGAGGGGUGAUGAAUACGAGUACAGAAGGUCUCCGAGGCGGUCCCCACCAUAUAGAGGUGGGCGUGAUUACUCUCCAAGACAUUCUUCACCUUCUGCUGGAAGAUCAAGAAGGGACAGGUCCAGGUCAUAUUCUCCUCGACGCAGUCCCGAUAGGAACUAUGCACGUGGUUCUAGGUGAGAAUCGAUCAAAUCUCAAUUGGGUUAUCUUUAUGAAUGGUUAUUUUAGAGAUGAAGGAAGACUAGCACUUCAGUUAAUGAUUUGAUGCUUAUUAGCCCUGUUAUCACAGUGUGUGCCCAACUUAUUCUACUAUAGAGUAUAUUCAUCUUCUCAUUAGGUUCGUCGUUGUUGUCGGGUUUUAAGUAGACUACUUGUUUGAUUUGCUUUAAUUGCUUGUUUUGUCGAGCCCAUUUAAGUUGGUUGAGUGAGACGAUUUCUUCAACAUUAUUAUUGCAUCAGCUAUACAAUUGAGUGUGUUUGUUUUAU